UUCAGAUUAGAUAAAUGUAUCAGUCAGAUAAAAAACGAAGCACAGUUGUUCUUACCUGUAAGGGCACAUCCUGAAUUAACCAGUAACAAAAAAUAAUGAAUAAUGAUAAAUUGUUCAACAAUAUGGAAAAUAUUGAAUUGCACGAAUUACCCAUGCAAAGAAACAAUACAGAUGGCGUAGAAGAAACCGCCGUAACCAAUCAACCGAGGAGCGAUUAUCCCGGUUCCCGACGUCCCAUUCCCGUUUCGCUCGUCGAGCAGGAUUACAGGAGAACCAUCGCCCCCGCUUCGGGUUUAGAGUUCCUCCGGGAUGUAAAUCAGCUGAUAAUACAACAAAGCAUCGAGCUAAAUGAUUUAAUUUCGAAUAUAUCGUCUGAAAACCGUUACAUCGUGAAGGUUCCCCGAAGAGAUGCGAUAUAUUACGCUACAGAGACAUCGGGUGAUUUCCAAAGGAAUUGUUUCGGGUCCGGUCGAGCUUUUGUAAUGAGAUUGUUCGACAGGACCCAGCAGGAAGCGUUGAUUUUGGAAAGGCGAUUGGCCUGCGGCAAUUGCACCUUUUGGUGUUACCUACAGAGAAUGGAAGUGUGGAUUCCGCCUGGGGAUUACGUAGGGGUCGUCAGGCAACAGUUCUCGAUGGCGAUGAAGGCGGUUUUCUACGUUUACAACGACUGCGAGUUGUUGUACAGAAUCGAAGGGCCGAGUUCGUUCGGUUGCAUUUUGGGCAAGGCCCAAAACUUUCAGAUAUAUAACUACGAUGGUUCGACUCAAAUAGGAAGCAUCAUCUAUCAAUGGGACCAAGUCCAAGUGUGCUAUAACAUGUUGCUGCAAAUGCCUAGCAACAUUGCUAACAACAAGCACAAAGCUCUUUUGUUGGGAUCUGCUUUUCUUCUGGAAUAUAUGUUUUUCGAGAGCAGCAAGAAGAGGAGCCGCUGCUGCAGGUGCAUAUGCUGA
Molecule: messenger RNA, 950 nt
Organism: Phyllotreta striolata
Lineage: Eukaryota; Metazoa; Arthropoda; Insecta; Coleoptera; Chrysomelidae
Source: the annotation of a GenBank genome assembly